Caenorhabditis remanei is the source of this 1260-nucleotide messenger RNA. RefSeq lists its product as uncharacterized. The record is from RefSeq and is a predicted model, not a curated record. The transcript has 7 exons. Lineage: Eukaryota; Metazoa; Nematoda; Chromadorea; Rhabditida; Rhabditidae. The coding region runs from base 1 to 1260 and encodes 419 amino acids.
AUGGAUCGUGAAAAGCGACGAAGCGAAGAGCAUGAGGCGGAACUCGAUCGCAGAAUCGCCCUCAUUCGGGAAAAAAACCAGCAGAUUGAGCAACGCACCAAGGAGAUCGAAGAGGAUCGUGUACGCAAUGAGGAUUCGACAGCGAAAUCUCCAAAGUCAUCGUCUCAAACGCCUCCUAAAUUGACGACUCCAGACCGUAAUGGUAAUGGACAGUGGAGUCGCGAGUGGGACAAAGGAAAGACACCUGCCGAAACUUGGCGGGAGAAUGUGCCUUCGAUGGACUUGAAGGGUCGAUUGGCGGGUCAAAAUGGCGCUAAUACUAAUAAUAAUAAUAGCAGUAAUGGAAACGGAAAUCACACGAACAACGGCGGAAACGGUGGAUCUGGAGGAAACCGAAAAGGUGGAAAAGGAGGACAAAAUGGACCAAGGAAUCAGAAGGAUGAAGUGAAGAUUCCAUCGAGAUUGGAGGGUAGAAUUACUUUCCCUGGAAAACAACAAGACGAGAAAGAUGGAGGAAACAAAGGUGGAAAGCGGGGAAAUGCUGGAGGAAAAGAUGGAAAAAGUGGAAAUCAUGGAAAAGGUGGUAAUCAGAAAGAUGGACAGCAAGAGAAGAAGAAUUCGAUAACUGGUGCCGAUGGAGGAGAAGCCCACAAAGGUCAGAGAAGACGUGGAAGCCAAAAAGACCAAAAAGAACAGAAAGAGCCGAAGGAGCAGAAUGUGAAAGGCCAGAAGAAAGAGAAAUAUGGAAAAGGAAAAGUGCAACCGGUUGGAGAUAAGAGUGCCGAGGAUAAGAAGAAGAAUAAGAACAAUCGCACCCGUCGUGAGAGUGAUAACUACGCGGUUCGAAAGGUUGUUCACAGAAUGGUUGACAAAGUCUGUUGGAUGGAAAGAGUUGAGAAGAGAAAGGCAAAGAAUGAGUUGCUUGGAGAGCAUGAAGAGUUGGAAGAGGAACCGAAAAGUGAAGAUGAGGUUGAUGGACAAGACCAAGAAGCGGUAGUUGAAGAAAAUGAUCAAACAGCUGAUCAACCAUCUGAAACUCAAAAUGAAAAAGAUUCUGAGACAUCUCCAGAACAAGAAAAACAAGAAGAUAUCAAGUCUGAAACACCAGAAAAAGAGGAGACUUCUCAAGAAACUCUUCCAGAAGAAAAGAAAGAAGAUUCACCGAAACCAUCAGAAGAAUUGAAAGAAGAUAGCAACCAAAAUGUGAUCAAUUUGGUCCGGGAAAAAGUAGUGACCAUUGCAACAGCUCAAAUCCUUUAA